GCGCAAUAUCCGUGAGCGCGGUGCAGUCUGGGAGUUUUGCUGCACAGGAUUGGCGUAACUCUGAUCACUUGAAAUGGACGUGUUUUUAAUGAUCCGACGUCACAAGACGACAAUCUUCACAGAUGCCAAGGAAUCCACCACUGUGUAUGAGCUGAAGCGAAUUGUUGAAGGAAUACUUAAGAGACCACCUGAGGACCAGCGACUUUACAAAGAUGAUCAGUUACUAGAAGACAGUAAAACACUGGGGGACUGCGGGUUUACCAGCCAGACUGCCAGACCUCAAGCACCAGCUACAGUCAGUCUGGCCUUCCGUGUAAAUGAUGAAAUGUUCGAGCAGCUGCACGUCGAGGCCUUCUCCAGCCCCCCCGAACUCCCCGAUGUAAUGAAGCCGCAGGACUCUGGUAGCACCGCCAAUGAGCAGGUGGUGCAGUGAUAGCAGCCGGAGGGGGAGAGGAGACUAGCAAAGAGGGAAGGAUGGGAGUGGGUGUGUGUGGAUUAGCUGCAGAGAAGUAGCACAGUGGUGGAUAAUAUGUAAUAUAAUUUGAAUUUGAUGGACAGGGACAAUAUAGGUGAUGAAUCCUAUUUAUGUUACUUAUGAUAUCAGCAUCCCCUCCUGACUCUCCACUGUCACUACUUCAGACAUAGCUUUUCUUUAAACUGGUUUUCACAUCACAUGCAGUCCAGCCUUGAUUUUACUCCCGACGCACCAACUGGCUCUGAUUUCUGAGUGAGGAAGUUGGUUUGGAUAGUAGGAGUGUGUGUAAAUGUGUGUAUUUGAGUUGUUUUAAUUCAUAGUCACUGGCAUUUUUGAAAAGAGGUGGCGUCGCAGUAGUGUUUCGCAGUGCUUUUCUAGUAAGACGACUGGGUCAGAGUUCAGUAUUUGAAUUGGUGAACUGCAUGAACAAUUUCAAAACAAAAGUUUUUUUGUCCCCCCCCCCCCACAGAAACGGACAAUACGUUUACUUGGUGUGAAUCGCAAUAUUUUUGAUGUACAUUGCUGAUUUGAUUUCAUAUCUGGAAAUAACUUUUUUUGUUGUUUUUUUUGGUCGUUUGUUUGUUCUUGUCUUAUCUUAUUUGUCUGUCUUGUUGUGUUUCAUGCACUGAGACCGAAUGCGAGGAACCUCUUGAACAGUACGGCGGUGUUUUUGGUUGGAGCACAUUUUGUCUGUCACAAAAAGUAAACACCAGAGAACCUUUCCUGUGUUCUGCUUUGAUUUUGUAAACGCCUACAUCAUGCCAUCAACAUUAUUGUGGUACAGACACACAGACGUAGUUUAUUUCUGUGAUCUCGCAUCAAGAAUAAAAGAGUUUUGCUGUU
This is a messenger RNA of Nematolebias whitei (Rio pearlfish), 1318 nucleotides long. Its product is annotated as elongin-B. Bases 74 to 433 code for a protein of 119 amino acids. Gene Ontology annotation, biological process: transcription elongation by RNA polymerase II. Gene Ontology annotation, cellular component: elongin complex; VCB complex. The transcript is spliced from 4 exons. The record is from RefSeq and is a predicted model, not a curated record. Gene Ontology annotation, molecular function: protein binding. Lineage: Eukaryota; Metazoa; Chordata; Actinopteri; Cyprinodontiformes; Rivulidae.